UGAGCAUUUAAUAGCCACGUACAAUCGGGUAGCGUGAUAGGAGAAUCAAAAAGACCGGUUAGUUGCUAAAAGUCUGUGAAGUAAGUUUGAAGUAAAUUCGAAAAUAAAACCAACAAGAUGUGGUUAAAACUAUUUGCGUUCUUCUUUAUUGUAACGUGUAUUUGGGCUGGGGAGAAAGAUGUCGCCGAAUACGGCGACGAUGAUUUUUCGUCGAAAGUGUCCGAACACGACACUGUCUUAGUCAUGUUUUAUGCCCCUUGGUGUGGUCAUUGUAAGAGAUUAAAACCUGAAUAUGAAAAGGCUGCCGAAGAUUUGAUUCGAAAUGAUCCUCCUGUUAUAUUGGCUAAAGUCGAUUGUACAGAAGCUGGAAAAGAGACUUGCAACAAAUUCAGCGUUAGCGGUUAUCCCACUUUAAAAAUCUUCCGAAAUGGUGAAAUGUCCCAAGAAUAUAAUGGCCCUCGUGAUGCUUCAGGUAUUGUUAAAUACAUGAAAGCUCAAGUUGGACCCAGCUCGAAAGAACUUAAAGAUCUCUCUGCUUUGGAGAAAUUCCUUGUUGCUGAUAUGGACGUUUCAAUAAUUGGACUUUUCGAAAAAGAAUCAGACCUAAAAUCAACUUUCUUCAAAUUAGCUGAUAAAGAACGCGAGAAAUUAAGAUUUGGCCACAGCACCCACAAAGAAGUCAUGGAUAAAUACGGCGUCACCGACGGCAUUAUCCUAUUUAGACCACCUCACCUAGCUAACAAAUUUGAAGAAGAUAUGAUUAAAUACACCGGAGAAGCUUUAACAGUUGACCUCCAUAAUUUUAUUACCAGCAAUUACCACGGUUUAGCUGGACAUCGCAAAAACGACAACAAACAAAAUUUCAACAACCCAUUAAUUACUGCUUAUUAUGCAGUUGAUUAUGUUAAGAACGCCAAAGGAACUAAUUAUUGGCGAAAUAGGAUUUUAAAGGUCGCUAAAUUAUUUAGUGGUCGUGCCACGUUUGCAAUUAGCGCUAAAGACGAAUUCCAACACGAAUUAAACGAAUAUGGAAUCGAUUUCGUUAAGGGUGAUAAGCCAACAAUUCUUGCAAGAGACGCCAAAAAUCAAAAAUUCAUAAUGAAAGAAGAAUUCUCCGUUGAUGCACUCGAAGGUUUCGCAAACGACCUCUUAGAUGGAAAAUUAGAACCUUAUUUGAAAUCUGAAGAGAUCCCAGAAUCAAAUGAUGGCCCGGUUGUUGUUGCAGUUGCUAAGAACUUUGACGACGUCGUCACCAACAAUGGAAAAGACACCUUAAUCGAAUUCUACGCGCCAUGGUGUGGACAUUGCAAAAAAUUAGCUCCAACUUUCGAUGAAUUGGGUGAGAAAUUAAAGAACGAAGAUGUUUCCAUUGUAAAAAUGGACGCAACAGCAAAUGACGUUCCACCAACGUUUGAAGUUAGAGGUUUUCCAACUUUAUAUUGGGUUCCUAAAGACUCUAAAGAUAAACCAAUCCGAUAUGAAGGUGGACGGGACUUGGAAGAUUUCGUCAAAUAUAUCGCUAAACAAGCAACUAAAGAACUGAAAGGAUUCGAUAGGAAAGGAAAUGAAAAGAAGGAGAAGACUGAGUUGUAAGAGAGGAAGAUAGAAAUCUGCGAAAGUUUCUGAGUGGGAAACUAUUUUUCGUUUUUGUAUUUUUAUUGUUCUUGUGGAUUUAAAAUAAGUGUAGACCUCAAUAAGUUUUUGUAAUUAAAAGAUUUUGAAAAAUUAAAAA
Molecule: messenger RNA, 1732 nt
Organism: Onthophagus taurus
Lineage: Eukaryota; Metazoa; Arthropoda; Insecta; Coleoptera; Scarabaeidae
Gene: ERp60
Product: Endoplasmic reticulum p60
Biological process (GO): response to endoplasmic reticulum stress; protein folding
Cellular component (GO): endoplasmic reticulum
Molecular function (GO): protein disulfide isomerase activity
Source: RefSeq, a predicted model, not a curated record